CUUUUUGCUCGCACUUUGGACCCGUUUCUUUUUAGGAUUUUAUCAGUUUUACAAUAAUUCAAGUGACCAUCGAACGUGAUAUUGCAUCUGGAACGAGAUUUCAUCAGUUUUAUGAUACUUAUUAUAAAUAUAAGUGACCAUCGUACAUGACACAGCACAUCUGCAUCUGGAACGAGAAGCAUCACAACAAUACCACUUAACUUUGCGAAAAUGCUCUUAUUCACUUUGGCGUUUGUCCUCUUUGUGGUUUGGUUUAUCAAUGAACACGUUAAACAUCGACCACCAGGGCCCAUCCGGCUUCCCUUCCUGGGAAAUAUGCUCCAACUCUCGCAAGCCAACCGGAAAGAAGCCUUUACGCACAUCAUGUUACAAAACUGGUCGAAACAGUAUGGGCCCGUUUCCAGCAUGAAGUUUGGAAUGUUGGAUCAAAUACUCGUUGAUGACACCACACUGAUCAGGGACAUCCUUCAAUCCGACAUCUGGGGGAAUCGACCUAUAAAUGAGUACGUAUUGGAGAGGUCUUAUGGAAAAUCAAUGGGCAUUUUAUGGAGCAGAGGUGAUACGAAUAAAGAACUCCGCCGAUUCAGCCUCCGUACUCUGAGAGAUUUCGGUUUCGGGAAACAAAAGAGCCAAGACGCCGUGAUGGAGGAGGAACUGCGUGAAUUGAUGAGUCGACUUAACUCCAAACUGGAAUCGGAGGGGAAUACCGUCUGCAUGCAACAGUUUUUUAACAUUUCAGUCCUCAAUAUAAUUUGGAGCAUGGUUGCCGGAGUUCGCUUCAAUCACGACGACCCCGAAUUUGUCGUCCUUGUCGCCAACCUUAACGCCACGCUGAGAUUGGUCACCGCAACGGGAAACAUUAUGCUAGCUUUUCCAUUUUUGAGUUCCAUUCUGCCUAAACUGACCGGUUAUGGGGAAGUGAGGAAGAAGUGUAUUGCGAAAUUCCAAGAUUUGUUUAUGAAUUUGCUAAAAGAACGGAGAGACCUAGGUCAUUACAAAGAUGAUCAAUUGGAUUACGUCGAUGUCUUCAUUUCAGAAAUUGAGAAGCAUAAAAAUGACCAACUUUCCUAUAUUUACACAGAUGAACAAUUCGUGACCACAAUUUUGGAUUUAUUUGCUGCUGGGUCCGAGACGACCUCAAACACGUUGGAAUUUUCAAUUCUACUCAUGAUUUUACAUAAAGAUGUGCAAGACAAAGUUAGAGAAGAGGUGGAUCGAGUCGUGGGCAAGGAAAAGUUUGCGAAUUUUACGGAUAAGCAAGACAUGCCAUAUACUGAGGCUACUAUUCUCGAAAUAAUGCGAGUCUCUAGCGUCGUCCCGUUAAUUGUUAGAACCAAUUCGGAACCUACGACGGUGGGGUCGUACAAACUUCCCAAGGAAUCAUUUGUGAUUCUCAACACGUACAGUGCACAUCGAGACCCAAAACUCUGGAAUAAACCUGAUCUCUUUAAUCCGGAAAGAUUUCUGGAAAAUGGAAAAGUUGUAAAUGCGGAUAAAUUGAUUCCAUUCGGAUUGGGAAAACGGUAUUGUCUCGGAGAAGUACUUGCAAGGGCGACCCUGUUCACCUAUUUUGUCACCAUGAUUCAAAAUUAUACCUUUUCAAAAUCUGAGGAUCAUCCUCAAACAUCCCUGAAGGGUAUUCCAGGCCUCACCCUUUCCCCACAAAAGUUUUAUGCCGUCAUUAAACAGAGAACAUAGAAAUAUUAAUCAACUUACGCAAAAUAAUCUGUCAAAUUAUGUAACAGUAAAGUUUGUCUACUGAACACGACGUGGUGUUCACAUGGACUUGCCAACUAACU
Messenger RNA from Folsomia candida, 1799 nucleotides. RefSeq names its product methyl farnesoate epoxidase. Gene Ontology annotation, biological process: xenobiotic metabolic process. Bases 211 to 1698 code for a protein of 495 amino acids. The transcript is spliced from 11 exons. Gene Ontology annotation, molecular function: iron ion binding; oxidoreductase activity, acting on paired donors, with incorporation or reduction of molecular oxygen, reduced flavin or flavoprotein as one donor, and incorporation of one atom of oxygen; heme binding. The record is from RefSeq and is a predicted model, not a curated record. Gene Ontology annotation, cellular component: cytoplasm; intracellular membrane-bounded organelle. Lineage: Eukaryota; Metazoa; Arthropoda; Collembola; Entomobryomorpha; Isotomidae.